Messenger RNA from Cricetulus griseus (Chinese hamster), 490 nucleotides. The record is from RefSeq and is a predicted model, not a curated record. Lineage: Eukaryota; Metazoa; Chordata; Mammalia; Rodentia; Cricetidae.
UUGGGGUCCCAGCAUGGGCAAAGAAAGGCCAAUUUCCUUCCUCUGGUAGUAAGUACCCGCCAGUGAGCAGCGCGAGGGACCGGAGUCGCUAUGCCGCCGUGUUCCAGGACCAGCACGCAGAGUUCUCGGAGCUCCAGCACCACGUGGGCGUCACGCAGGCCAAGCUCCAGCAGCUGGAGGCCCUGCUGAAGUCACUGCCCCCACCACGAAGCCAGAAGGAGGCUCACGUGGCAGCUCGGGUCCGGAGAGAGUUUGAGAAGAAGCGGGCGGAUCCUGGCUUCCUGGAUAAGCAGGCUCGCUGUCACUACCUGAAGGGCAAACUGAGGCACCUCAAGGCCCAGAUCCGAAAAUUCGAUGAUCAAGGGGACAGUGAUAGCCAGGAUUCAGUCUACUUCUGAGUGUCCUGGAGACGGUGGUGGCUUCUCCUCCUCCCAUGGGGAACCAAGUCCUGUUGAGAGUCCCAGAGAAUAAACAUGGAUUAGGCACCUAC